CGUGGAAAAAAAAAACUUAUAUACACCUAUUGUAUGGGUGACGUGGUGCCACAGACCAGUAGCAAUCGGACAUUUAAUGGAAUCCACAAGCUUUAUUUUAACGUAGUAUGACAUUGCGAAUCAUCUAAGGCGUUGAAUUUACAUGGCUUGUGAUAAUUUGGAGUAGUGGAUGAUGUAAUAUUAGUGUUUGAUGCAAGAUUUUCUCACUUACAUGAGGAUUAUUUUGCUUGAAGAAAGGAAAUAUAUAAUUUUGUUGGGGAUGAAUUUCAUUAUACCCUUUCCUUUGAGCAAUACCACUCCUCCUUCCAUUAUAAUCUCAAGUCCAGCUCUUCGGUCACCUCUCAAAUCCAACUCCGAUACCUCUGCAAAAUGGAAAAACAGCGUUAGAGGGAACGAUGGUGGGGUCAUCGGUGUUCACCCUCUGAUGCUAAAGUCAAUGGUCGUUUCCAAAAGUUCCUUCUCCAUAAAAAUGGCUUCUCAAGUACGAUUGUUCCAUGGUUCAAAAUGAAGAAAAAAUGGGUUUGUUCUUCUUGGUGGGAGGAGGAAGAAGGAAAAGAAAGAGAAUGGAGUUGACCUUUUAAAAAGUUCAUUCGUCUGUUUAUUAAUUAAGAGAGGUCCAUCUUAUGGAUAAGGUGGUAAUGAAUUCUGAUGCUGAGAGGGGUCCUGAAUGGAGUUAUGCACCGGGUACCCAAUCUUUUCACAAAGCAACACCUUCUAAAGAAAACUACUUAUCAAAAUUCAAAAAGCUGUUGAAAGAAGAAGAGCUACCGAGUCAAUUUGAAAAGAUGUGGAAUAAGGUAUUUGUAUUGGCAUGUGUGCUGGCAGUGUCAUUGGACCCUCUCUUCUUUUACAUUCCUAUGAUAGAUAAGAAACAAAAGUGCAUAGUGAUGGACAGCAAGUUGAAGACUUUCGCUAUCGUUUUUCGAUUGCUCUCGGAUUUAACUUACAUAAUGGACAUUAUCUAUUACAUAGCUAAAGCUUCCAAAGCUUUAAAGAGAGAAAAACCACCACUCGUGUGGAAAAAAGGCGAAUUCCGUAAGUAUACUUUGGAAGUAACUAGGAGGCUUUCCUGGUUACAUGUCCUGGUUGACUUUCUUGCUAUUCUCCCUGUUCCACAGGUAGCAAUAUUGAUUUUACUUCCAAAAUGGAAGACGAAAUCGAAGUCAUCUUUGCAUACAAAGACGUUCCCGAAUGCGGUUAUUCUUUCACAAUAUGUGCCAAGAAUAUUUCGAAUCUACCUUUCAUGUGUGGAAUUUACAAGGAGUGCAGGCAUGGUGGCUGGAACUUUAUGGGUCAAGGGUGCAUUGAACUUUUUCCUCUAUAUUCUUGCUAGCCAUAUACUCGGAAGCUUUUGGUACUUUUUUUCUAUUCAACGAGAAACAUCAUGCUGGAAACAAGCCUGUCAAGGAAAAACUGGUCAAUGUGCAACUAGAAUUUGUGAUUGUGGUUCAAGUAAUGCCACGCUUCUAGAUCUUUCCUGUCCUAAAGAUCCAUCAAAUACAACAACUCUUUUCGAUUUCGGAAUAUUUCUUGAUGCCUUGAAGUCGGAUGUUGUGGAUUCCAAUUUGAAUGAUUUUCCAAAGAAGGUCUUUUAUUGUUUCUGGUGGGGCCUUCGACAUUUGAGUUCUCUUGGUGAUAACCUGGAAACAAGUACCUACACGUGGGAAAACUGCUUUGCAGUUUCUAUUUCAAUAAUUGGCUUGCUACUCUUCUUGUAUCUCAUUGGAAAUAUCCAGAUAUAUAUGCAAUUGGCAGCUACAAGAUCGGAGGACAUAAGACAGAAGAUGAAAUCGAAAAUAAUAGACAUAGAUACUUGGAUAGAAAAAAACGACCUUCCUAAGUCUUGGAAGCCAGUGAUGGUGCAAAAGUUACAACACAUAUUGGAGAAGGAAAACAGAGAUGUUGAUGUGGAGAAUCUCUUCUCAUUACUUCCUGCCGCUGAUAGAAUGUCAAUAAAGCAUCAUCUCUGCAUUAAAAUACUAAGGAAAGUUCGCGUGUUUCAGAAUAUGAAACAAUCGGUGUUAGAAGAUAUUUGCUCCCAUCUAAAACCAGUGAUCUACGGUGAGAAUAGUUACAUUGUUCGAGAUGGAGAUCCACUCGAUAGGAUGUUGUUUGUUACACAAGGCACCCUAUUGGCAUUCACAAGCAGCCGUAGUAAUAGCAAUGCUGGAAGUAGCAGUAGUGCUUCUAGUAGUGGUAAAAGCAUUUUCUCCACCAGCAGCGGUAGUAUGAGGCGUCUGAAGAAGGGAGAUUAUCAUGGAGAAGAACUUCUGGAAUGGUCGCUUACUCAUUUGUCCUUUACAGAGUUUCCCAUAUCAACCGCGAAUGUUAUGUGCCAUACAAAAGUUGAAGGCUUUGUUCUCAAAGCCAAUGAUUUGCUGAAUGCAGUGAAAAGAUAUUGGUGGCAUUUCAAAAGGUUGAGCCCCUACUCCUCCUCUAAUGUUUCUCAUCUUCAGGUGGAGCGUUGGCAAUUUUUGGCAUCUUCAGUCAUACAAACACUGUGGCGCCGCAAACGGGCAAAAAAGCCUGCAAACUACUUUAGGCAUGUGCAUGGUGGGAACUUGCAAGGAUCUUCAGAUAAGUAGCACCGUUUACGCCCCAUUGCUCACCACUAACGCUGAUGCUUGCAUACACCAGUACCACAAUCUCAAAGACUACUGCUUCCGAAUAAUCUCAAAGACUACCCGCAAAUAAAUAACAUUAAUUAUUUAUUUGUUUGGAAACUAUACUAAUUUUGUUUCUUAUAGUCUUUCAUUGAAAAUGAAGAAAGUUGUUGUUUCUGUUGCACUAUAUAACAAAGACUAGAAGUUUUUCA
Molecule: messenger RNA, 2815 nt
Organism: Ziziphus jujuba (common jujube)
Lineage: Eukaryota; Viridiplantae; Streptophyta; Magnoliopsida; Rosales; Rhamnaceae
Product: cyclic nucleotide-gated ion channel 1
Exons: 8
Coding region: 624-2585 (653 amino acids)
Biological process (GO): transmembrane transport; monoatomic ion transport
Cellular component (GO): membrane
Molecular function (GO): monoatomic ion channel activity
Source: RefSeq, a predicted model, not a curated record